CUCGCCGCUGCCGCCGCCGCUCGCCGUCGGUCGCCGGUCGGCAGUCAUGGCCGAGUGCGUGACGCUGCUGCCGGACGUGGUGGCCCAGUACAACGCCACCGUGUGCGGCAGCGCCGAGCAGGGCGACGAACCCCAGUUCCCUGUCUACGUGCGCGUGCUGGUGACGCUCACGUGCUCCGUGAUCCUGACUGUCGGCAUCGUCGGCAACGUGCUGGUGCCGCUGGUGAUCUGGCGGAACCGCGAGCUGCGCAACUCGACAAACUUUUUCCUGCUGAACCUGAGCCUGGCCGACCUGUGCGUGCUGCUGCUGUGCAUGCCGCAGGUGCUGGUGGAGGUGCACACCCGUCCGGAGGUCUGGGUGCUCGGCAAAACGAUCUUGGCGUCACGCGGCAUCGGUCUGCCGGCGGCCACCGCGGCGGCAGCGGCAGCGGCAGCGCGUGCCGCGACCUUCCGCCGGGCGUCAGUGGCCGGCCGGUACCGGCGGCCCGCUCUCCGGCCGGCCGGUACCGGCGCGGCGGCCCGCACUCAGGCCGGUACCGGCGGCCCGCGCUCCGGCCGGUACCGGCGGCCCGCUCUCCGGCCGGCCGGUACCGGCGCGGCGGCCCGCGCUCAGGCCGGUACCGGCGGCCCGCGCUCCGGCCCGCGGAGGGUGGCCCGCACUCCGGCCGGUACCGGCGGCCCGCGCUCCGGCCGGCCCGCGGAGGGCGGCCCGCACUCCGGCCGGUACCGGCGGCCCGCGCUCCGGCCGGUACCGGCGGCCCGCGCUCCGGCCGGCCCGCAGAGUGCGGCAGAGCGCUGCGCCCCAGACACAUGGCCCGGAGAUCCCUCGCCAG
Messenger RNA from Amphibalanus amphitrite, 833 nucleotides. RefSeq names its product translation initiation factor IF-2-like. The transcript is spliced from 2 exons. Lineage: Eukaryota; Metazoa; Arthropoda; Thecostraca; Balanomorpha; Balanidae. Gene Ontology annotation, molecular function: G protein-coupled receptor activity. Gene Ontology annotation, biological process: G protein-coupled receptor signaling pathway. The annotation marks the transcript as partial. Gene Ontology annotation, cellular component: plasma membrane. The record is from RefSeq and is a predicted model, not a curated record.